GAUCUGGAGUUUCAUGGAGUAAUGAGAUUCUACUUCCAAGACAAAGCAGCUGGAAAUUUUGCAACGAAGUGUAUCCGUGUCUCUAGUACUGCUACAACUCAAGAUGUGAUAGAAACUCUUGCAGAGAAGUUUCGGCCAGACAUGCGAAUGUUGUCAUCCCCUAAAUACUCACUUUAUGAGGUGCAUGUCAGCGGAGAAGAAAGAAGAUUAGAUAUAGAUGAGAAGCCUCUUGUUGUACAGUUAAACUGGAACAAAGACGAUCGGGAGGGAAGGUUUGUUCUGAAGAAUGAAAAUGAUACAAUUCCUCCAAAGAAGGCUCAGAGUAAUGGCCCUGAAAAACAAGAAAAAGAGGGAGUCAUUCAGAAUUUCAAACGAACUCUCUCAAAAAAAGAAAAAAAAGAAAAGAAGAGGCGUGAAAAAGAGGCACUGCGACAAGCAUCGGAUAAGGAGGACAGACUCCUUCAUGGGGAUGAUAUCGAGAAUUCUCGCCUUGCAGCUGAGGUUUACAAAGAUAUGCCUGAGACCAGCUUCACUCGCACAAUAUCCAACCCUGAGGUGGUUAUGAAGCGCCGGCGACAGCAGAAGCUGGAGAAGAGGAUGCAGGAAUUUCGCAGUUCUGAUGGCAGACCAGACUCAG
Merops nubicus (carmine bee-eater) is the source of this 637-nucleotide messenger RNA. RefSeq names its product afadin-like. Gene Ontology annotation, biological process: signal transduction; regulation of protein localization. NCBI's taxonomy places the organism in Eukaryota, Metazoa, Chordata, Aves, Coraciiformes, Meropidae. Gene Ontology annotation, cellular component: adherens junction. Gene Ontology annotation, molecular function: cell adhesion molecule binding. The record is from RefSeq and is a predicted model, not a curated record. The annotation marks the transcript as partial. The transcript has 4 exons.